CUAUUAUCGUUCACUUUUUCACCGUAUUUAUAUCGCUCACUGUAGUUAAUGUUAAAAUUGUGUUGUGCGAUUUCUUGUGUACAUUUAUUCGAUGAUGUUCGAGAGUGCAAUGCUGUACCUGACUAUGAUGGUGAAACAACGGGAAGUUAACUUCGACAUUGUAAACAUAUAGUUUGACGAACUAUUCUUCGUGAAAGAAUUGAUGGGCUUAAGUUGAGCCUGGAGCGAUACAGUGAAAGCGUUAACGUAUUCAGAAUCUGUUCAAUAUCCUGAAGUAGCGUAGUAAACGAUCAAGUAUCUGCGUACCGAAGGCAACGUCUCGUCCUUACGUUCUCGUCUUUCGUGUGUGCAUUUUGGUUUGGCGUGAUUUCAUUCCCGCUCCCUAGGGGGGUUGUAACACAGCGGUACGCAGUAAAAUAAGUCAAUGGAAAACCCGGCGAAUUCUGCUGGCGCAGCAAGUAGCAAGGAAAAAAUGUCAGAAGCGCAGAAAAAUAUUCAAAAAUUCUGGCCUAAUGUAAUGCGCGAUAUGCAGGGGAUUCGGAACGUUGAACCUGGCAAUCAGGUGCUACCGCUUGCGCGUAUAAAGAAAAUCAUGAAACUGGAUGAAGACGUUAAGAUGAUCUCAUCGGAUGCACCGCUGUUGUUCGCGAAAGCUAUCGAAAUUUUUAUCCACGAGCUAACACUGCGAGCCUGGCUGCAUACGGAGCACAAUAAACGCCGCACGCUGCAACGCAGUGACAUCGCGAUGGCAAUUAGCAAGUACGAUCAGUUUGACUUUCUCAUCGACAUCGUGCCGCGGGAUGACAUUAAAGUUGGCAAGAAGGAUUAUGCCGAGAUGAAGGCAGUCGGUGUUGCCGGGGACGACAUACAGUACUACUUUCAGCUGGCUCAGCAGCACCAACACGUCCUCCAACAGCAGCACCCGCCAACAGCAACGGCUCUUGCGGUAGCAAUUGCAGGAGUGAAUACAGCUACAACAACAACGACUGCUACAAAAACGGUGGCACAAGUGACGAACGGUACUAGCAUCGUGCAACUGAAGCGAACCAACCAGUCUCAAGCUCCUUCGUUCCAGCAAAUACCGUUAAAGUUAUCACAGGGUCUUCAAGGAAUAACGUUUGCCAAUGCAAGUGUGGUGACUAGUAGCAGUAGCAACCCGUCCAGCGUAACCGCGAAUACGGGUACGAAUCAAGCGCUCCAACUAUUUCAGCAAGUGAUGACUAGUUCGGGCGAAAUCACGCAAAUACCGAUUUCGAUACCUCAAAACCAAUUGAGUUUCAUUCGGGCUGCUGGUGUAUCUGCAACAGCUACCACCACUGGAUCUGGUCAACCAAUAUUUCUACAAACCACAUCAUCGAUGCAAGCAGGGCCUGCAGUUAUACAUACGGCACCGACUGGCGUGUUUCUAAGUACGAGUCAGUUUCAGCAGUUGCAACAGCAGCAAACGCAGCAACAGCAAUCUCAGCAACAACGAUCACAUCAUCAACAACAGCAGGAAAAUCAUCAGCAGCAACAGGACUAACGUAUGUUUUGUCAUGGAUUUUGAGGUGUGCGCUAACACUGUGUAGCGAACUUAACACUACAUAUACAAGGGCCGGGCUGAAAUGUCCGACCCCAACGUGAAGAUAGUUGCUCGUCCGUAGAUCAUACGUCUAUGUUGCACCGAUUAGUUUCGUCGUUAGUCGUCGGUAUUAAUAAGUGGUCGGUUUCUAACCCAAAAUCGGUUUGUCAAUCUUCUGACAGUUCUGAUUUAUAUCCGGCAAUUACAACCGCUGAGCGGUCUUGGUCUGGAACAGAGACAAUCGUAACAGAGCAAUAGAGAUUUAGACCACCCACUUAUUUUCAGACCAGAUUUAGGAACGUUUGCUAGGUCGAUUUCAGAUUAUUUAAUAUGGACAGCUAAUAGCUAAAUCCCGAAAAUUUGGUUUCACUUAAAGUUGAGUUUAGAAGCAACUAAUGGGUUGUACGUAUCGAACAUGGUUGAAUCAUUCUCACGCUCUAGGAUAGGCUAACGCUAUAACGACGAAACAUUUUACGUUUACAUGUUUGUGCAGAUAUCUUUAUUAUUUUUAAAAUAUCUAAUUAUAUAUUUUAUUGAAUUAAUUCUGUCUAUUUCGAACCAUUCUAUAAUAUUACACACAUUAUACUAUAAUUAUUGCAUUCUAAUUGAUUUUUUUAAGUUUUGCUAUUCGCCUCGCCAUUGUUAUUUACUCUAAUCAAACCGAUCAGUUUCUGCACUGCAAAUAUGCACUAAAACGUGUUGGGUGGACAUGUGAUGAAAGGACACAGAGGGCGCAGUAGGUUCCGUAGGUUAAUACCAGAUUCCGGGUGGAUUCCGGCUAAUAACGGGUGGAUUCCGGCUAAAUCUGGUAUUAACCGGCUUCCGGUUAAUACCAGAUUCCGGCGCUCGACCGCAAGCGAGCGAGGGAUGCCCUAUUGCAAGCCAGGACCGCUCGACAGUUGUUAUGAUGGAUAAGAGAGACAGAGAAAGAGAAAGAAAGGAAAAAAUAGACAGAGAAAAAGAGGUAUGCGUAUAAUCCUACAUGCAGUACAUACGCUACAGUUUUUGAAAUUUAAUGUCGUCUGUAGCACUGUACAGACGGCAAGCAUUUGAUUUCAGCAUAUGUUUUCGAAUUUUGCGUUUUCCUAAUUCGUAGUUUGUUUGUAACUGUAUUUUUAAUACAAUUAGUUUGAAUUAAAAUAUUUUUUAAAAGCACCGGGCCGAAUUUAUAAUUAAAAUAUAGUUACAAUGGAAACAGGACAGACAAAUAAGACAUGUAAUAUAAUGCCCUAACAUUUGGUUUCAACACGCGCAGAAAAUAUCUGCGUGCAAUUUAAGCCAUAUUUCGCUAUGCACAUAUUAUAAACCCAUUAAAAAACUGGAACAAAAUAUAGCAACUUUCGCUGGA
Molecule: messenger RNA, 2909 nt
Organism: Anopheles bellator
Lineage: Eukaryota; Metazoa; Arthropoda; Insecta; Diptera; Culicidae
Gene: Nf-YC
Product: nuclear transcription factor Y subunit gamma
Exons: 3
Coding region: 425-1522 (365 amino acids)
Biological process (GO): regulation of DNA-templated transcription
Cellular component (GO): nucleus; CCAAT-binding factor complex
Molecular function (GO): protein heterodimerization activity; DNA-binding transcription activator activity, RNA polymerase II-specific; DNA binding
Source: RefSeq, a predicted model, not a curated record